AUGAGUGGACCGGGCGAUACUGAGAGAAGAGUAGAAAAUGACUGGUAUUUCUUUACCAUCAAGCCAAACAAAGAUGAUGAUUCUGUAACUCUAACUAGUGAUGGGUACUAUUCUACUUUAAUGGAGGAGGAGAUUAUUAAACAAGAAGAUGAAGAAGUUGGGUUCAUGAAAAAUAUGGCUUAUUUUCAAGGAAAGCCACCAAAUGGCAAGAAAUCCAAAUGGACAAUUUAUGAGUUUAGGGUUAAUCUUGACACAAUUCUUGUCAUUCAAUACGAUGAUACUACGAAAGUAAAGAUGAUUGAUUCUACAUAG
This is a messenger RNA of Pistacia vera, 312 nucleotides long. RefSeq names its product NAC domain-containing protein 30-like. Bases 1 to 312 code for a protein of 103 amino acids. Gene Ontology annotation, biological process: regulation of DNA-templated transcription. The record is from RefSeq and is a predicted model, not a curated record. Gene Ontology annotation, molecular function: DNA binding. The transcript is spliced from 2 exons. NCBI's taxonomy places the organism in Eukaryota, Viridiplantae, Streptophyta, Magnoliopsida, Sapindales, Anacardiaceae.